GCUGGUAGUAACACACGCACUCGGCCUCUCAGAGAAGAGAAAAACACGUCUUCUCCUAAAGACACGCAGCACUGAAGUGAUUGGUAACCAUGAAGGGGCUUCUGUUCCUGUGUCUGCUCCCCUUGUUUGGAGCUCAAACGUCAUCAGCAUGCCCCCACCUUUGUUCCUGUCAUGGUAGUCAGGUGGACUGCAGCAGCAAGUCUCUCACAUCCUCCUCGCUGCCCACCAGUUUCCCUGCAGGAACCACCUCCCUCCUUCUCCACAACAACCGGCUGACGAGCCUCCCCAAUGGGCUCCUGGAUGACUUGACCUCCCUCAACUCUGUCUCCCUUCAUGGUAACCCCUGGGAUUGUGACUGUGGCAUCCUCUACCUGCGAGCCUGGCUACUGCGUCAGCCUGCCACCCUCACAUCACACCUGGGCGUCAACUGCAGCUUCCCUCCUGGCCUGAGAGGGCGGCUGGUGGUGUAUUUAACAGAGAAGGAGGUCCUGGAUACCUGCCAUUACUGGUACUGUGACUUGGCUCUGGCCUCGCAGGUGUGUCUGUUUGUGUUUGUUGUGGUGCAGGCAGCUCUGCUGGUGGCUCUCAUCGUAUUCCUGAGGAGGUUCGAGAGGCUGUCCAAAGAGGCAAGGAGAACCACGGAGGAGAGCUUCACAGCAGGGGAGAGUCUGAGGGACAAGGAGUACGCUCCUUUGAAGGACAGCAGCAUCUGAGAUGGAGCUGUAAUGAUUUUUAGAUACAAAUUAAGAAAAAGAAGAGCUGUUGUUAUUUGCAUAUUGGAGAGAAAAUGUCUCUCACAUGCUUUCAUGUUUCAGACUAUAGCAUAAAAGUUAAUUUUUAUGCACAAUCAGUUGACAAAUUAAAGGAAAACCCUGAAUAAAUGAGUAGAGAAAGAAUAAAUGCAGAUGCUUAAAAACAGGGAACCAGUGGACAGGUUUGAGAAGUAUGUAAAUAAUAAUGUAUCAAAUCAUACUAAUAAUAAACUGAGCACCUAUAGGAGAUUUGUGAUGGCCCAACACCUCACUAAGACACUUUAUGUUGGUUUUUCCUUUAAUUUGUCAGCCAUCUGUUUAACACCAUAGAAUAAACUAAAAGAAAAGAUAGAUUAAACGUAACAUGCAUUAGAGCCUGUCCAAUAUUGGAGUUUUGAGGCUAAUGCCAUUGUAGUCAUUUGAGAGUAAAAUUUCCAGUAACAAUAUACUGGAUGGUAUUCAUUUUAAUAACACUGACAGUUUUGGUAAGAAUCCUUUCAGUGUCGUUAUUAAACAAUUGUGACCCAAGAUAUGUACUGAGCUAUUGAAAAAUGAACUUGCCAGCGCUGUGUUGUGUAAAACUCUGUAAACUUCUAUGAACACAUCACUUUUUUUACUUAUCAGCCAUACGUUCAUACAGAUUUAUCUAUUUUCACAUCAAUUGAUAAUAUUGCAAAUUGGUUGGCCUGCAAUGCACAUUUGUACUCAUUACACUUGCUCACAAUAACCUCUUUUUAUGGACAUGAUAAUAAUGAUCACAUGAAGAAACGUCAAAUUUAUAUGUAAGGUUUGACAAUACAGAUCCUUUCUGCCAUGUGGUUGAAAUAUCAGAUUUAAAUUUUCUAUUUUCAAAGGCUCAUGUGCUUGAAAACUAAUAAAUAAAAAUUUGUUUUAG
Molecule: messenger RNA, 1647 nt
Organism: Perca flavescens (yellow perch)
Lineage: Eukaryota; Metazoa; Chordata; Actinopteri; Perciformes; Percidae
Gene: gp1bb
Product: glycoprotein Ib platelet subunit beta
Exons: 2
Coding region: 90-713 (207 amino acids)
Source: RefSeq, a predicted model, not a curated record